Messenger RNA from Vombatus ursinus (common wombat), 3010 nucleotides. RefSeq names its product chromosome unknown C8orf58 homolog (gene CUNH8orf58). NCBI's taxonomy places the organism in Eukaryota, Metazoa, Chordata, Mammalia, Diprotodontia, Vombatidae. The record is from RefSeq and is a predicted model, not a curated record. The transcript has 7 exons. Bases 32 to 1138 code for a protein of 368 amino acids.
GCUGCGCCUUCAGACGCUCCGGAGCCGGGCCAUGCUGGGGAGGCGGCGGGUCUUCACCCUACAGCCGCUUGGUCGCCAGGAUGGUGGUUGUGAGGAGCUUCUGGGUGGCUGUGUGGUGCUUGGUGCUAAGAACAUUUAUCUUCGUGUUCAUGACAUGCCCAGGGUAGGCUCCGCUGAGCCCCAGGAUGGUGACUGCAUGGUGACAGGCUCCAGGGAACAGGCUUCAAGGGACUCUGGGGUGGAAAUGGGGGGAGGGGAAAGUCCUUCCACUACCCCUCCUGGCUUCAAUCUGGACUCUUCAAGCUUGGAGCUGGGUGGGGGGCCCAAGCCGGCCCCUGUCACUAUGGAACCCCCUGCAAACCUGGACAGGUUCCUGGCUAGCCAGAAACUAGAGCAGGUGGUGGCGAGGUCCCGCUGGCCUCGAUCUUCGUCUACUGUGACACCCACGUAUCUGAAGCGGAAUGAGCAGGGACCUGAGGUGUCUCCAGAAAUAACUGGAUAUCGGAGCGGCACCGAGGCAGAGGUUGGCUCCCAGCUGAGCCCAGCAGAAUCUCUGGUAGUGGGCUCUGAGUCCAAUGCCUGGGCUUGCCUCCCAGGUCAGGGGCUGCGAUACUUGGAGCACCUGUGCUUGAUGCUGGAGCGAAUGGCCCUGCUCCAACAGCUUCAUCUGCAGCUCCAGGAGCAGUACCAGCAGAUGCCAACUGGCCUGGAAGAGAAGAUUGAGAACUCAGUUCUUGCUCCUUUUCACCCUCGAUUCUCUUCCAUGCUGGGGCUUCAGGAAUUUCAGAAUCCAGUGGAAAAGACAGUGGAAGAGUCAGCCCUGCCUCGACGGGCAGAGGUGCACAGUAUGAGCACACCAGAUUUGCUGGAGGGACCAUCGGGGGCUAUCCACACAAUCCCAUCCUACCGAGGGCACAGGAAAACUCUAUCCCAUUGGAACAAAGUCAAAGCUUUGCUCAACAGGAUCCGAUGGAAGAGCCCUCAUGCCUCUGAAUCUUCUCUUGCUCAAGAUCCCUCUGCCCCCAGGAGAGAUUCAGAGGAACUACCGGAAGGUCCCCUGCGUUACCCCCAACGUAGGACCUUCCUGCCAAGUUUGGUGGCAAAGAAGCAUCGAGCCAAGAACUUCUCAGUCUGCUGAACCGUCCUACACGCCAAAGUCCUUUCUUCUCUGUGUCUGGCACAUCAUGGGUAGGGCAGCAUCCCUUCAAUGCAACAGCCUUUACCUGGGCUUACUCUGUUCCUUACCAUGACUAGUAGCUUGGAGUGGGCUCCAUGAUGUGAGAGCUGGAUCUCUCCCCUUCAAGAUCUCUGGAAUAUGGAGCUUUUGGAUCUCAGGGAGCCAUAAUUCAUUCCAUCAAUCCUCCACUGAUCAAAACCCUUCUAUAACUUGGUAUACCUGCUUCCUUGAGUUGCUGCAGUUGAAAAAUUUCAUUGCCCUGUGACCAAGGUAUUGAUGAGUCUCUUUGAGCUUGGACAUCAGACACACAGUCCAUCACUAGGCCUGUCCUUGAAGCCUUUCUAGCUUGCUAAGACUGACCAGAUCUUGGGCUCCACUUCCAGUCUUCAAGAUUCAAAGGUCAAGGAUCAAGGUCAGGGUGAAGGGCUGGAGGAGGACUGCAGUGGAGGUGGGGUUCUAUGGACUGAAGUGUCUCCUGCUAAAGUCUUUCUGUCCUAGCUCUUGCCCAUUGUCAGAAAUCCUUAGGAUUGUAUUAUGGGAACUAACUUAUUUGUUGUGCCUUUGUGUGAAGCAUGUGUGGUGAUUUGACCCCACAGGCCCUGUGCAUCCUGUUGUAGAUGUAUAUUUAUAUGUAAUUAUAUGUAGACGUGUUUAUAAUAUAUACAGGUGUCAGUGUGAGCUGGCUGUUAUACCAGCCCCUGCCUUCCCGUGGGGGUUGGUUAGAUGUUUGAUUUUUGAGGUGGGAGAAGAAAGGGAGCAUUCCUUCACUGCUCUGGAGAGACCAUACCUCGAUUCAACUCAACAUACACUUAUUGAGUGCUCACUCUAUGGAACCUUGGAUCCUUGACCUGUCCUGUUCAGCACAGCCAUCUCCAGGGUGGGGACCCUUCAAGUCAGUGCAUCACAGCUGUCUUUGGAUCUCUUGUUAGUUGAAGAUACUUCCAAGAGGCUCACUUCAGAAUGGGGUGAGAACAUGGAUAGAAAGGCACAGUAGAGGCAGGGUGGUACAGUUGGAGGUGGAGGGUAAGGACCUGGGUUCAUUUAUUACCAUUUUGAUCAUGGACAAGACCCUCUCUGGGUUAUCAUUUUAUUUAUCUUUAACAUGAGAGGGAUUGAUUGAACUAGGUUUCACAGAACAAGUCCCCUUAAUAAAAGGAUUUGUUCUGUGAAGUUUGGAUUCAGAGGGCCACAUGUGGCCUCCAGGCCCCACCCCUGAAGUAGAUGAUUUCAGAGAUCCCUUUCAUUUCUAGAUUUAUAAACCUAAUAAAGGGAGUGGUGUGUAGUGGGUGUGGGAACUCUGGAAGAGAGAGGAAGAUGUGUGACAGAGAAGGACGAUGGGACUUCCUGGGGUGUAAGAGGGUAGUAAUGUUUUCAUGUGUUUUGUAGUGUGUUACAGUUUGCAAAGUGAAGGUUGACAGCUGUGUGUGCUAGGAUGGGGUGGUGAUGGGUAGAUAGGACUGUGGUUGAAGGGAGGUCAGAGGUUUUGGUGUUGGGGCAGCACAGGGUAGGGAAAGUUCCUGGCCAUAUGCCCCUAGGCGAGUCACUUCCCCUCUGCCAGCCUCAGUUUCACAUCUGGGGGAUGAACAUAACAAUGCUCACUGUACUGUGAGGAUAGUCUUUGUUAACUAACUGUAGGACAUUGCAGGAAAGAGGAGCAAGAGUUAAUGGUAACUUUGGUUGAAGACACUCAGAAACUGACUUUGGGGAGCUUUGGGGUGUGUAGCUCUUGGAAGUCGAAUAGGCGGCUGCAGUGCCCUCUGAGGUGUCUUCUAGGAUGGCAAGGGGAAAAUGGUGGGCUUGGUCUGGGGUUAGGGUGCUUCUUUUACAUAGGAA